AUGACAUCUUCAGCAUUGAUACCGAUUAAUAAUGAUAAAAAUUAUUUUUUACAAUCACCAAAAUCAUCAUCAAAUCGUUAUUCAAUACAUGAUCAUGGUCAUGGUUAUCGAACAUAUUCAUAUGAAUUUGAUUUAUAUAAUUAUGAACCUGAACAAAUAAAUGUUUUACUUGAUAAUUAUGGUAGAUUACGUAUACAUGCAUAUCGUUCACCAUGUCAUGAAUUUCGACGUGAAUAUGAUCUUGGUGGACCAAAUAUUGAAGCAAGACUUGUACGCAAUACAAUUGAUACAUAUGGACGUUUUCGUAUUGAUGUAGAUGUUCGACCAUGUCAAUAUGAUAUACCGUUAGUUAAUAAUAACAAUAAUAACAAUAUUCUAACAUUUGAUUUACAUGGUUAUCGACCUAAAAAUGUAGCUAUUAGAAUAGAUGAAAAUGGUUUAUUAAAAAUAAAUGCACAAAAUUAUGACAAUACAGGUGACCAUCGUAUGAGUAAAGAAUAUUAUCGACAAUAUCAAUUACCAAAAAAUGUUAAUUCUGAUCAAAUACGAGCAAAAUUAGAUGAAAAUCAAAUAUUAACUAUUCAAUUACCACAAUCAUUACCAAGCAGAAGUUCAUCAUGGGUACCGUAUCGUAAUAGAAAUGAUUCACUAGCUUAUGGGAAAAAACCGCAUGGAAACUCCUGCUGUUGUUGUCAUCUUAUGUAA
Molecule: messenger RNA, 705 nt
Organism: Rotaria sp. Silwood1
Lineage: Eukaryota; Metazoa; Rotifera; Eurotatoria; Philodinida; Philodinidae
Source: the annotation of a GenBank genome assembly